Spodoptera exigua (beet armyworm) is the source of this 1243-nucleotide messenger RNA. NCBI's taxonomy places the organism in Eukaryota, Metazoa, Arthropoda, Insecta, Lepidoptera, Noctuidae. The record is from the annotation of a GenBank genome assembly.
AAGAGGCAUCUAACAAAACAAAAUUGCCAAACUGUCACCUGUUGCCAUAGCAACAAGAUUUGUUUAUUCAAUAAUUUGAGGUUAUAAAGUUCACAAUAUUCUUACAAGAUUACCAAGAAUUAAAUAAUCCAUUUUAUUCUGAAAGCAUGGAGGAAUACGAUGGUUUAGAUACUCCCCAAGUAAUAACACAUAUUGAACAUAAUAUUAACCAUUCCAUAUUUGAUUGUAAAUGGAUUCCUUGUUCAGCAAAGUUUGUUGUUAUCGGUUCUUUACCGAAAGGAACUGGUACAUUAGAAGUCUAUGAAAUUACAUCGGGUGAAAUCCGGAAGAUAAAGGAGAUAGAGAGGCCAAACUCUUUUAAAUGUGGAACGUUUGGGGCAAGCAGUGAUAUCGAAAGAAGAUUAGCAACUGGUGAUUUCAAAGGCACUUUAGAAAUAUGGGAUUUAGAGAAAUGUUGCCAAAUGUAUAUUACAAAAGAACAUACAGAUAUCAUAAAUUCUAUAGACGGAAUGGGUGGUAAUGUCAAUAACUGUGGUGCCCCUGAAAUCGUCACUGGCAGUCGUGAUGGUACAGUAAAAGUAUGGGACCCCCGCCAAAGAGGGAAACCUGUAGCAAACAUGCAACCAGUUAAAGGAGAAACAAAGAGAGACUGCUGGGCAGUCUCCUUUGGCAACUCCUUCAAUGAUGCUGAGAGGAUUGUGGUUGCUGGUUAUGACAAUGGAGACCUUAAGAUGUUUGAUUUAAGAACCAUGUCACUUCGCUGGGAAUGUAAUUUGAAAAAUGGGGUAUGCUCUACUGAAUUUGAUCGCAAAGAUAUUCCAAUGAAUAAACUGGUGGCAACUACUUUGGAGGGAAAAUUCCAUGUUUUUGAUGUAAGAACACAAAAUCCUACCAAAGGUUUUGCUCAGGUGUUAAAUAAUGAUGCAAAAAGUGGUACGAUAUGGGUGGCGCGGCACGUGCCUCAGAAUCGAGAUAUAUUUGUCACCUGUGCUGGCAAUGGUCAAGUGUCCUUGUGGAAAUAUGAAUAUCCUGAACACAGAUACCAUGUAGACCACCAAGGAGUAUCCAGUGGUGUUCCAGGAAAGUUGAAACGUCUUCAGCGAAUGGUGGUCAGCUCUCAACCUAUAAAUGCGUGGGAGUGGAACCGCGACCACCUAGGUUUAGCCGUAGCUACGGCUUACGAUCAGUGCGUCAGAGUUCUUAUAACUACCAAACUUAAUUUGCAAUAGUUUUAGAUUUUAUU